GCCGCCCUUCCGCGCCCUCCUCCUCCACCUUCUUCCCGAGGCUGCGACUGAGGCAUGGCCGGGCGAGGUCGGCGCUGGGCGCUGGCGGCGCUCUGCGGCGUGCUGGCCGCCUUCUGCCUGCAGGGCUCCGAGGCGGACCAGCCUGAAGCGACUGCGGCGGGCGGCGGGGCGGCCAACCGGCGGCGGCGCUUGAGCCAGGAGGACGGCAUCUCCUUCGAGUAUCACCGCUAUCCCGAGCUGCGGGAGGCGCUGGUGGCCGUGUGGCUGCAGUGCCCGUCCAUCAGCAGGAUCUACACCGUGGGCCGGAGCUCCGAGGGCAGGGAACUGCUGGUCAUCGAGAUUUCCGACAACCCCGGCGAGCACGAGCCCGGGGAGCCAGAAUUCAAAUAUGUCGGAAACAUGCAUGGAAAUGAAGCUGUUGGAAGAGAGCUUCUCAUUUUCUUGGCUCAAUAUUUGUGCAACGAAUAUCAGAAGGGGAAUGAAACUAUCAUCAACUUGAUUCACAGUACACGCAUCCACAUAAUGCCAUCCUUGAAUCCAGAUGGUUUUGAGAAGGCAGCAUCCCAGCCUGGUGAACUCAAAGAUUGGUUUGUUGGCCGAAAUAAUGCACUAGGAAUAGACCUGAACAGAAAUUUUCCUGACCUGGACCGAAUAGUCUAUGUGUAUGAAAAAGAGGGUGGCCCAAAUAAUCACUUACUGAAAAACCUGAAGAAAGCUGUGGAUCAAAACUCCAAGCUUGCAUCAGAAACUAAAGGUGUGAUUCACUGGAUUAUGGAUAUCCCCUUUGUACUGUCAGCCAACCUCCAUGGUGGAGACCUUGUAGCAAACUACCCCUAUGAUGAGACUCGUACUGGUAUUGCGCAUGAAUACAGCUCUUGUCCAGAUGAUGCAAUUUUCCAAAGCUUAGCUCGAAGCUAUUCAUCCUUCAAUCCGGCCAUGUCUGAUCCAAACAGACCACCUUGUCGCCAGAAUGAUGAUGACAGCAGUUUCAUAGAUGGAACAACCAAUGGAGGAGCUUGGUACAGUGUUCCAGGAGGUAUGCAGGACUUCAAUUACCUUAGCAGCAAUUGCUUUGAAAUCACUGUGGAACUCAGCUGUGAAAAAUUCCCUCCUGAAGAAACUCUGAAGAGCUACUGGGAGAACAAUAAGAAUGCACUUAUCAAUUACAUUGAGCAGAUACAUCGAGGGAUAAAGGGUUUUGUUAGAGAUCUUCAGGGCAAUCCCAUUGCUAAUGCUACCGUUUCUGUAGAAGGAAUAAAUCAUGAUAUUACAUCAGCCAAGGAUGGUGAUUACUGGAGAUUGCUUGCACCUGGAAAUUAUAAAGUGACAGUCUCAGCACCAGGCUAUUUAGCAAUAACUAAAAAAGUUGCUGUUCCCUUCAGUCCUGCGAUUAGAGUUGACUUUGACCUGGAAUCUUUGUCUGAAAGAAAAGAAGAGGAAAAGGAAGAGUUAAUGGAAUGGUGGAAGAUGAUGUCAGAAACUCUGAAUUUUUAAGCAGAAGUGCUGAAUUUAUAGCUUUUAAUCUACUAUGUGUUGACUAAGUAUAAUGUACUGUGCAAAGUCCCUAUAUUUUAGAUUUUGAGUAGCUUGCAAUAUUUUCAUUUUUGAGUAUUUUUUUUUUAAAAAACUCAAUAAUUUGCUCUUUGUAAAAACAUAUUGCUGGGUAUUUUCAUGCCAUCAUCUCCUAUCCCAUAUGUUCAGUGUGGGGGAAAGAUACCUGUUUGAAUGUUUCAUCCUGCUUACUCAAACAAGUUUAUGUUUAUUUCAUUUACAAAUCCUGAAUGUGUAGAUUGUAAGCACAUUACAAAACUAAUUAUAAUUAGCAAUCACUUGCAGAUCUUUCUGCCCAUAUUUAACAAUGCAGGUGAACAUUUGUUUCGCAAAAUAAUGGCACUGAAAACAUAUGUGAUAAGAAUAUGGUGUUGUAAGUAAUGCUUUACUACAAUGUAAAUUUGUUUUAUGUCUUGUGUAAAUUAAGAAUCAUAUGUAACUGGCUUCAUUUCCUCACACAAGAAAUAUCUUUUAUUGAUCUUAUAUAAAAGUUAACAGGAAAUAGUGCAACUUUGCACUUGUUCUAUCCAACAAUAUUCCCAAGCAAUUCUCUAACCAGAUUAAAACUUCAAGGUAAUUAAAGAAGGAUCAUACUGA
Molecule: messenger RNA, 2148 nt
Organism: Heteronotia binoei (common prickly gecko)
Lineage: Eukaryota; Metazoa; Chordata; Lepidosauria; Squamata; Gekkonidae
Gene: CPE
Product: carboxypeptidase E
Exons: 9
Coding region: 55-1494 (479 amino acids)
Biological process (GO): proteolysis
Molecular function (GO): metallocarboxypeptidase activity; zinc ion binding
Source: RefSeq, a predicted model, not a curated record